Molecule: messenger RNA, 546 nt
Organism: Vitis vinifera (wine grape)
Lineage: Eukaryota; Viridiplantae; Streptophyta; Magnoliopsida; Vitales; Vitaceae
Product: putative invertase inhibitor
Exons: 1
Coding region: 1-546 (181 amino acids)
Molecular function (GO): enzyme inhibitor activity
Source: RefSeq, a predicted model, not a curated record
AUGGCAAUGGCACACCCAAUCCCUGUCUCCUUCUUCCUUGUGACCACCCUUCUGUUUUUCUUGAACCAUUCUCUUUCUCCAGCCCAUGCAGCAUCAGAACUAGUGGAAGGAGUCUGCCAUGAGUCCCAAAGCUAUUCAUUCUGCAUUCAGGCUCUGGAGUCGGAUCCCAAAACUCCUGCAACGAAGGACUACAUGGAUCUGGCCGUGAUUGCCCUCAAAUUGGGGAUUUCAAAUUCAACUGCCACUCGCUCUUACAUUAGUCGCUUGUAUAAGAACCCAAAGACGGAUCCCAGAAAGAAGCCUGCUCUCAAGGGCUGCUUAUCUGGUUAUGAUGAAGCGGUGGAAUCCUUCAAAAGUGCUUUGGGGGAACUGAAGGAGGAUCCUUUGACUGCAAACUAUGAUGCCAAGGUUGCUAGUGAUGGUGCAGUGCUUUGUUCGGAUUUCUUGGCUUCUGCUGGGAUUAAGGAUUCAUCAAUUUCUGAUGGGAAUCGUUUCACUUCAUCUUUCAGUAAUAUUGCAUUUGUGAUUACAAACCAUCUGGGCUAA